CUUCUUGAUGGCUAUUGUAGAAUUAUAACUAGGCCUAAAAUUCGAACUUAUUUUUCACCUCAGCAAGGGAAGUAAUUCUAAAAGUACAGGAAACGGAAACAAGCUUUUUCAGGCUCUUCACUUCCUUUUUCAUUUCAGCGUUGUUGUAAAGUGUACUGUUCUCUAACGAGCUAAGGCCUAUCCGGCGACAUACACUAUUAUUUUACAGCAAUCCAUAUACAUUUAACCCAAAUAACUAAAAAAUGUCCGGAGAAGACGAACUUGCCUGUGUUUAUGCCGCACUAAUCCUGGCAGAUGAUCAAGUUGCCAUCACCGUAAGUAGAUACCGUAACCAAAAGUUUAUUGCUAGCAUUUUUAGAUCACCAAAAUCAGUACAAAAUGUUGCCAUUGUUUCAUCUUUUUGUUGGCGAGAUUAUUUAAUUUUAUCCUAACGACAUCUACAUGUUUCAGAGCUUGAGUAUUCAUGCCUUUUUUUUGGUCUACAAUCAAGUCACUUAACCUAGUCAGACCUAGUCUUAGUAUUAGCCGCCCCCACCCCUUUUACAUCAUCAUACAUUUUUACAUUUCAAAAGUUUAAAAAAAUAACCCUGUUAUCAUGUUAUGGCCAUCUGAGAGAAUUUCACAUGGUUAUUUUUGAUACAUUUUAACCAUUUUUCUAGUUACGUUGGGUCGAUUUAAAAUAGGACAAGGAAUAGUUUUGUAAAUAUUAUUAGACUUAUUAGCUGAUUUCUCAAAAUUCUUUUGCUUAGGACAUAUAUUACUCAAAAUAAAAUGGGUGGGUUAAAGCCUGUUCAUUAAUGUAGCUGGUAAUUUGUUAGUUGAUGAGACAUUUUUAUCACAAGCCCUAUCGUCCAGGUGCUAAAAAAAAAGCAUCUCAAAACCCCAUGGACAGUGAUAGCGUCAAUAAUGGCCUCAUCCAAGUAGACCUACCUAUUUUACUUAUGCCAAAAUAGUCCUUUUUAAGUCAUAUUUGCACAUUCACAAUAAAUUUGUUUUAUAAAAAUAAAUGGCACAUCAAAUUUAAAAAAAGUUUUAUUUUUAUUUCAGAGUGACAAGAUAGCUACUUUACUGAAGGCUGCAGGAGUAUCUGUUGAACCUUAUUGGCCAGGUAAAUCAUGGAAUCAUCUAGGUUUAAUAUGUACGAAGUGAUUAUUCACAGAGCUGUGCGGAUAAGGCUCGCCGUUAUUCACAGAUUCCGGUCUGCCGAUAACGCUAAACGUUAUUCACAGAAUGUGAUAAAUUAAAUAAUGAAUAUACAAUACAAAGUUCACAUGUACACAUCUCCUCGAUAGUGUAGUGGUCAGUAUCUCCGACCGUCACCCAGCAGACAUUGUAUCAUAGGUUCGAUUCCCCGUCGGGGAAGCUUCAUUUUUAUAAAGAAAAUUUAAAAAAAACAUAUUUUAAUGGUUAUUUCGUAGUGUUAUAUUAUGAUACAGCUGUUCUAACUGUACAUUGUUAUAUACUUUUAGCUGUUUAUUUUUCUUUGUAUAAUUCCACUCAUAGACUUUAACAUCCAUUUGUUUUUUCUCUAAUAAACAAAUAAUUAUUAAUAACUUACUUAUUCAAAUAUUUUAUAUCUCAGAGUUGUGCAUUAAUGUUAAGCUGAAAAAAUAUGUCACGUUUUAUUUGUUUCAUUUUAUUUUCUAAUAAGUAUCAUAAUAAGUAGGGGCACAAUAUGCCGCUCCAGAAAUAGUUGAAAUAACAUUUAGUGAUGACAAUGAAAUGAACAUACCAGUACCGUACUUAAAACAUAUCAAUAUCAUUGACAUCAACAAUUUUAGCUCUUGUAAAAAAAAUGUUGAUAAUUGAAACAAAAAGCCAUACUGCCACAGUUGUAACUAUGGGUCUAAAUACAAAAAGCCAUACUGCCACUGUUGUAACUAUGGGUCUAAAUAUAAAAAGCCAUACUGUCACUGUUGAAACUAUGGGUCUAAAUACAAAAAAAAGCAUUAAAAAAUUGUUGGAAACUUGCUGGUCGUAGGAUGCAUUGCGAGUCUUUGAGAAGUAAAGUUCCCCUUCAGAUCAUAUUGGCCUAAAUAAAAAUUUAUCAAGAACCUGCGGUCUUCAAGUCUUUAUCGAAAAUUCCUAGUGUGGAUUAACACAGAAAAAAAGUCUUACAGAGUGUGCUCUUUGAAAGUAGCAUGGAUACCAGCGCUACCGGUAUAUAAAUAAUCAAUCAAUACAUGGAAUACGAUAAUGUAGUGCCUGCAUGUGGUCUCUCGAUUGCAGCCAUUUAUUUCUGCUAAUACUAAUAGUAAGCCGAUUUGUAUUAAAAAAUAUUUUUGAAAAAUAGUUUUGGUAAACUGAGGCAUUGUUGUAGCAGCAUGAUUAACUUUCAACAUUAACUCCUCAGGUCUUUUUGCUAAGGCUCUGGAUGGCAUGAAUGUCAAAGAUUUGAUUUCAAAUGUAGGAAGUUCUGCUGGUGCUGCACCUGCCGCUGCUGCCGCCGCCCCUACUGCAGCGGCUGUACCGGCCGCUAAAGCCCCCGCAGGUUUGUACACAAGAAUUUUUCUAUUUCACCUAUAAAAAAUUGCUAGUGGUUCGUAUGCCUUGUUAAUUCUCAAUGCCCUUGCCAGAUUUAUGUUCAAUGCUGACCUCUAGGUAAGGAAUAUUGUUUUAAGCCUUUAAUUAUAUUUUCAGCUAAUAUUGUUUCCCAUGCUUGGCACAUUUAUUUCACCACUUCAGAAAAAAAUAAUUACACUUUUAAAAGAAUCCCAUUUACAGCAUUUUGAAACUUGUUACUGGGGAUAAUCUGGUCACCAGUAAUACUGGUACCGGUAUAUUAAAAAAAAAAUUUUUUUAUUGAGUUACCUUGAUUUAAUUUAUUAGCCUACACAUUGUACUGUUUUCAACAAUUGAUUUACCACCUUUAUUGCAGAAGAGAAGAAGAAAGAAGCCCAGAAAGAGGAUUCCGAGCAUUCUGAUGAAGACAUGGGCUUUGGUAAGCAUUGCAUCACACUUGGCAUUUUUUUAAUUUAAAGAAAUAGGGUCCAUUAUUCAGGGAAUUCUGAAAAUUGACCAGCCAGGAGCAUUCCCUUCUGCCUUCUGUUUUCCUAAAAGCCCCAGAUUUAUCUAAAAUAUUUACUGUAAUACUUUACCAUACAAGUACCAGUAGUGUUAGUGUACCAGGUACACAACUUUUAAAGCAUAUUUUAAAACUAUAAUCUGGUGUCUGCUGACUGCUCUAUUAGAAUUUGAAAGUAC
Messenger RNA from Lymnaea stagnalis (great pond snail), 3204 nucleotides. Lineage: Eukaryota; Metazoa; Mollusca; Gastropoda; Lymnaeidae. The record is from the annotation of a GenBank genome assembly.